AUGGCUCAAACACUAGAAGCCAUCAAAGGUGGUGGUGGAUCCAUAAAAGUUGGAACCACCGGCACCAUCAAUGCGUUAAUGUCAAGGGAACUACAAUCAGUCAAAGUUCCAUCUCCAAAAACAACCUUGGAACAACCUAAUAAUGCUGCCAUGGAUUCAAAACCGAAACCAAAAGUACAAACAGAGGAAGCAACCGCCAGUUGCAGUGGUGGCACCACCACGAAUGAGAAAGAAACCGGUGGUGGUUCCCGGAAACCGAAGCAUCACCAUGCCAGAACGGCUAGCCGGAAUCCUUUUCUCCGGUCUGACAGUGGGGAUGGAAAUGGAACUUCGGGUAGAAAGAAGAAUGACAAAAAGGCAUCUUGCAUUGUUGAAAUUGUGGAUGUAAAAUGUGGAGUGCCCGAUAAGUCGUGGGCAAAUCCGAUUACAAAUAAGUUCAAGAAACUUAGUUUCUCAAAGCUUUCGGUGUAA
Molecule: messenger RNA, 471 nt
Organism: Lactuca virosa
Lineage: Eukaryota; Viridiplantae; Streptophyta; Magnoliopsida; Asterales; Asteraceae
Source: the annotation of a GenBank genome assembly